AUGCCUUCCAAUGUGACGGGCGGUGCCACUGGAGCUACUGCCCCUCAGAGCGUUGAGCAUAUUACGCGGAUAGCACAGAACUACGAGUACAACUCCUCUGUUCCAUUACGGUAUUGGCUGAGGACCGCCACAACGCUUUUACGUGAGGCCCGCAUAUAUGAACGCGAAGGACACGAUGAGCAAGCCUAUCUCAUUCUAUUUCGACACGCUCAGUUGAUCCUGGUCCAUCUGUCUAAGCACCCCGAUACCAAAAAGAACGAGGAAGAUCGCAAGGCCUUGGUGGCAGCCGAGAAAGAGGUUGAGAAAAACCUUAGCAAGCUGGAGAUUCUGAGGCCGCGUAUCAAUAAGCGAUAUGAGCGUUACACUCAGUUGAUGCGCGAGCGCGAAUCUCGGAAACAGCCCCCACAAACCAAGAUUGUCGCCGAACCACGAGAACAAGUCGCCGAUCCCGCUCUUGCCGGCGUGGCAGAGCCUUUGGAAGCUGGGGAGAAUCGAGAUCUUGCCGUGCAGUUAGCUCAAUCAGAGCUCAACCGCCGAGCCACCGUCCGAGACUCAAAGAGUCUUUCUGGGCCAUCUGCCGAAGAGCUGGAAACUCGUCGCGCAGCUGGUGUAUGGGGGGACUGGGACCAUUCUAUCAAAUCGGAAUCCCGCGCGGGUGAUGGCGACCUCGGUCAACGUGUUCAGAAUAUCAGGGCCAAUCUGGAUCAUGCAGAUGAAUCUUAUGGUCAACUUGCGAAAGAGUCCGUGGUUCCUUCGUCGGCUGCUUCUGCGUACAAUUAUCCAACUGUGCCACGUCAGAAGCCACUGGAGCCCACUGUAUCUCCAGGAAAUAUUGCCAUUCUCGAUAAGAACGUCGAACGCCAGGCACCUCCGAUAUUGCCUCCGAAGCAGCACCUUGAGCCUAGCCGGGCAUCUAUUGUCAAUGAUUCUGCAACAGCUUUAGCGCCAGCGCGGCCAGCCAAAGUAUUGCCAGGUCCGGCGCUGCCUGAGAAGAUCCGACCUUCCGAACAGACAACCGCUACGCGCUCAGAUCUCGAUCCCUCGAGUUACACCUUCAAACCCUCCGCCUAUCUCGAAAAUGGCACCCCCCUGCGCUCGGUAUUUUUACCAGCGAACCUUCGAUCCCGCUUCUUAUCUCUGGUUGCUCCUAACACCCGCGCUAACCUUGAGACAUGCGGUAUUCUGUGUGGUACCCUUGUCUCCAACGCGCUCUUCAUAUCCAAGCUGGUCAUCCCCGAGCAGACAUCGACAUCAGACACCUGUGAAACGCUUAACGAAUCCGCUCUUUUCGACUACUGUGACUCGGAGGAUUUGAUGACACUCGGCUGGAUCCACACACAUCCGUCACAGACUUGUUUCAUGAGCUCUCGUGAUCUACACACGCACUGCGGGUUACCAAGUGAUGCUGCCCGAGAUAAAAGUCCCGACUGGGGUGUGUUCCGACUGACUGAUCCUCCGGGUCUAAAGUCAGUUUUGAACUGCCACCAGACGGGUCUGUUCCACCCACAUGCCGAGGAGAAUAUCUACACCGGGGCCUUGCGGCCGGGACAUGUCUUCGAAGUCAGUGGGUUGGAAUUUGAGACGGUGGACCUUCGUCCGGGUGCCUUAAAGAACUAA
Messenger RNA from Penicillium mononematosum, 1617 nucleotides. Its product is annotated as putative endosome-associated ubiquitin isopeptidase (AmsH). The transcript has 3 exons. Gene Ontology annotation, biological process: protein K63-linked deubiquitination. Gene Ontology annotation, cellular component: membrane; endosome. Gene Ontology annotation, molecular function: metal-dependent deubiquitinase activity; protein binding; K63-linked deubiquitinase activity. The record is from RefSeq and is a predicted model, not a curated record. Lineage: Eukaryota; Fungi; Ascomycota; Eurotiomycetes; Eurotiales; Aspergillaceae. The coding region runs from base 1 to 1617 and encodes 538 amino acids.